Pseudocercospora fijiensis CIRAD86 is the source of this 726-nucleotide messenger RNA. RefSeq lists its product as uncharacterized. Bases 140 to 412 code for a protein of 90 amino acids. The record is from RefSeq and is a predicted model, not a curated record. The transcript is spliced from 2 exons. Lineage: Eukaryota; Fungi; Ascomycota; Dothideomycetes; Mycosphaerellales; Mycosphaerellaceae.
CAGCUUCAAUAGAAUUAGUAGUCAAGUUGACUGGUCAUUCGCUGGAUUGAGACAACCCGAGCGAAGAUUGUUGGCACAUCAUCGGGAUCAGCUCUGGUCCCAGUAUCUUCUACCCGAUCGCUACGCCUCUCUCACCCGUAUGAACGACAGGAGAUUUAGCGGACUGGUGGGAGAGCUACCACUCCUCAUUGCACUUGCCGCAUUGUCGCAGCCGUGGCAGGAGUGGAGUGAUUUGAUACCCCUAACGAUUGUCAGUAGCGGUCCGCAAGGUCCAGGUUGGCAGGUACAGACUCAAAUGCCUCGUGGGCAGCAAUGGACUGAUCCACGAGGCGUUGUGGUGAGAGUGUUCAAGGACCCGGCAGAGGACCUCCAGUCUUACGAAAGAGGCAGGCAUGGCCGUAUCCUUGCAUAGAACAGGCAACUAUCGGCGCCAAGGAGCCUGCGGAAAGGUAAUGCGUCUGGCGGAUAUUGCGACUUUGGAUCACAAUGGGAAAGAUCGUAUAUAUACGUUGAGCUUGCUGCUUAGCUACCCACUAUGGGUAGGUGCGGCUGCUUUCUUCUGGGGUGCUUUCAUAUCAAUCAGCACAUGCUUGUGAGGCGUUCUACAGCACAUGAUGAUCACCAGUGAGAAACAAUGGCGGAGGGCGAGGACGGUCUCGUUGAUCAGAUUUUUUAUCUCAUUUCAGCCAUAUUUAGAUGUAAUUCAACCUGAGUAACUUCUCUACG